UUCGUAUUUCAGGGGCGAAAUAAAAGUCAUAUCAUCAUCGAAUCGAAUAUAGAAAAGACAGCGUGUCCUCUUUUCUUUGAUUGUUGGUUUGGUUUGGUUUGUUCAUUAUCAUCACCAUCAGCAUCACUCCAUAAUCGAAAAAUCAUAAAUUGAGAUUCUUGUUGCCGGUUUCCGAUAUUUUCGUUUGUUUGUUUAGUUGAGCAUUUCUGUCUCCUUUCCUCUUUUCAAUUUGAAAAAAAAUUCUUCAGUUUUACAUUAGUUUUUUUUACAAAACAAACAAUGGAUAACAAUAAUAAUUCAGCAAGAUAUUUGGGAAUGUUUGAUAAUAUUUCCAAUAAAUCGACAAUAUUUUAUCCAUUUUUGCGUAAUGCUCAAUGUCAAUCGCCAUCUUCAUCAUCAUCAUUAUCAUCACCACCACCAUUGUCAUUAUCAUCAUCAACAACAUCUGUGGUACCGGCUAGACAAUUUUCAAUGGCUAAUGCUGUUGAAGGUGAAGUUGAAUUUGGUUCAUUAAAAUAUUAUGGUUUAUGUGGUUUUGGUGGUAUACUUAGUUGUGGUAUUACACAUACAGCUGUAACACCAUUAGAUUUGGUUAAAUGUCGUAUACAAACAAAUCCGGAAAAAUUUAAAAAUAUUGGUCAUGGUUUCAAGGUGACCUAUGCUGAAGAUGGUUUUCGUGGUUUGGUACGUGGUUGGGCACCAACUUGUAUCGGUUAUUCAUUACAAGGUUUAGGAAAAUUUGGUUUUUAUGAAAUAUUCAAAAUUUUUUAUGGCAAUUUAUUGGGUGAAGAAUUAUCCUAUACUUAUCGUACAUCAUUAUAUUUGGCUGCUUCUGCAUCGGCUGAAUUUUUUGCCGAUAUUGCAUUAUGUCCAUUAGAAGCAUGUAAAGUACGAACACAAACAAUGGCUGGUGCAUCACCAUUACUACGUAAUAUUGCACCAUUAAUUUAUCGUAAUGAAGGUAUUGGUGGUUUUUAUAAAGGUUUAGUACCAUUAUGGAUGAGACAAAUCCCGUAUACAAUGAUGAAAUUUGCCUGUUUUGAACGUACUGUUGAAUUAUUAUAUAAACAUGUUGUACCUAAACCACGUGCCGAAUGUAAUAAAGUUGAACAAUUAACUGUUACAUUUGCUGCUGGUUAUAUUGCUGGUGUUUUUUGUGCUGUUGUUUCACAUCCAGCUGAUACUGUUGUUUCAAAAUUAAAUCAAGAUCGUGGUAGUUCAGCUGGUGCUGUAUUGAAAAAACUUGGUUUUAUUGGUGUAUGGAAAGGAUUAGUUCCACGUAUUAUUAUGAUUGGUACAUUGACUGCAUUACAAUGGUUUAUUUAUGAUGCUGUUAAAGUAUGGCUUCGUUUACCACGACCACCACCACCAGAAAUGCCCGAAAGUUUGAAAAAGAAAUUGGAAGCUAAACAAGCUUAAAUAUCUACAUAGAAAUCUAUUGGCAUUAUAGGGGGGAAGAGGAGAGAAAACCAUCAAAAACAAAUUGAUAAAUUGAUUGUAAUUUCAGAUGGCUAUUAAUUAUUAUUUAAUUUUA
Molecule: messenger RNA, 1534 nt
Organism: Dermatophagoides pteronyssinus (European house dust mite)
Lineage: Eukaryota; Metazoa; Arthropoda; Arachnida; Sarcoptiformes; Pyroglyphidae
Product: phosphate carrier protein, mitochondrial-like
Biological process (GO): mitochondrial phosphate ion transmembrane transport
Cellular component (GO): mitochondrial inner membrane
Molecular function (GO): phosphate transmembrane transporter activity
Source: RefSeq, a predicted model, not a curated record